AUGGAGAGAUACUUUCAUAAAGUUCCAAGAACAGAGGAACCUUCAAAUCCUUCAUCAUCUAUGAAGAAGAGGAAGACCAAUGUUGAUGGUGAAAGUUCAAAGAAAACUGAACUAGAAGAAAUUUUGGAAACUCUUCAUUCAGACCGUGCACGUCGAAAGCGCAUUUUGGAUUAUGAUCCAAAUAUUCGUGAUCAAGUUAGGCGACAUUAUUUUCUCAAGGAGUAUAGCAUAGAGAAAGAUGCUUUGUUUUGCCUCAGUUGUUAUCUUUUUAAACCAGAAUAUGGUGAUCAAGGAGUCGGUGAUACAUUUACUACCAAAGGUUACAACAAUUGGAAGAAAAAGCAGGGACUUAAAGAGCAUGUUGGAACUGUUGGUAGUGUUCAUAACCAAGCUAUACUGAAUUGUCAUGCUCUUAUGAAUCAUAAACAUCAUUUGGAGUCAGUUAUUAGUCGUCAAGUUAAAGCGUCUAAGAAGAACUAUUACACUCUUUUGAAUUCUUCAAUUGAUUGUGUUCGUUUCUUGUUGCGUGUGAAGGCUGUCGUCUUUGAUAAUACUCCUGGAAAUCUACAAUUGAAAUCACGUGAUAUACAAAAAGAUAUUAUAAAUGCAGCUGCUGUGGAAACUCUUAAUGCAAUCAUGUUUGAUAUGGGUAAUGCACCAUUUUCUAUUUUGGUUGAUAAAGCUCAGGAUAGUUCAGUAAAAGAGCAUAUGGAGGUUGUUCUUCGAUAUGUAGAUAACAAAGGUGAACUAAUUGAGAGAUUUGUUGGCAUCGAACAUGUUAAAAGUACUGAUGCAUGGUCCUUGAAACUUGUAAUAGAUGAGCUAUUUUCUAGAAAUGGGUUGAGCAUAUCCAAUCUGCGAGGACAGGGCUAUGAUGAGGCUAGUAAUAUGCAAGGUGAUGGUCUUAAGCUGAUUGCAAUGAUUAGUGAAGAUGAGACAAAUGCUGAUCAAAGAGGGGAAUGGAAUUUGUUGAGAAAUGAUCGAGAUAUUGUCAAUGCUAUGGAUUUAUUGAAGGCAAGCAAUCAACAACUACAAAGAAUGAGGGAGGAAGAAUGUGAAUGGGAUAAUUUCUUUCACAAGGUCUAUUCUUUUUGUGACAAGCAUGGUAUCAAGAUUCCAAAUAUGAAUGAUCUUUUUGUUGCUCAUGGGAAAUCACAUCGUAAGGCUGAAAAGUUAACGGCUCUUCAUCAUUAUCGAGUGGAUGUCUUUUAUUCUGUGAUUGAUAGACAACUUUCAGACUUAAAUGAUCGCUUUAAUGAGGUGAAUUCUGAGCUUUUGAUUUGUGUUUCAAGUUUAAGUCCAGACGAUUCAUUUGUUGCUUUUGACAAGCAAAAGUUAAUUCGUCUUGGUAAAUUUUAUCCAAGAGAUUUUUCUGAAAGAGAUGUAAUAUCACUUGAAGACAAUGUUGAUAUUUAUGUUAAUGAUAUGUGA
Molecule: messenger RNA, 1431 nt
Organism: Argentina anserina (silverweed cinquefoil)
Lineage: Eukaryota; Viridiplantae; Streptophyta; Magnoliopsida; Rosales; Rosaceae
Exons: 5
Coding region: 1-1431 (476 amino acids)
Source: RefSeq, a predicted model, not a curated record